Molecule: messenger RNA, 1710 nt
Organism: Arabidopsis arenosa
Lineage: Eukaryota; Viridiplantae; Streptophyta; Magnoliopsida; Brassicales; Brassicaceae
Source: the annotation of a GenBank genome assembly
GUUAAAGCUUUUUCUCGGGAAAAUCAAAACCAAACCAAACCUUUUCUCCGAGAGAAACCCUUGAAGAACGUUGCUUCGGAGAAUGUGAAAGUAGUAUGUCUUAUAAUACGGGGAAGAAGGAGAGUAGUCCAGUUUCGCCAUUGAAGAAGCGACGAGCGAGCUGGUCGGAACUUUGGGUUAACCAUCACCAGUUAUUGUCUUCUUCACCGCUUGAUUUAGCCGCAAAGUUUCAGUCUUUGACUCCUCCUAUCUCCAAAUCCAAAACCCUACUUCCAGAUUUUACGCUUCUCUUACCUGACCUCAUUCUCAUCAGAGUCAUUGAGAAAAUCCCUAAAUCUCAACGGAAAAAUCUCUCUUUGGUUUGUAAGAGAUGGUUUAAACUCCAUGGUCGUCUUGUUCGGUCUUUAAAGGUUUCGGAUUGGGAAUUUCUAGCGUCUGGUCGGCUGAUUUCGAGGUUUCCCAAUCUGGAUACUGUUGAUUUGGUCAGUGGGUGUUUAAUUUCGCCGCCAAAUUCAGGUAUUUUAGUUAACCACAGGAUAGUUUCGUUUACUGUUGGUGUAGGGUCUUAUCAGAGUUGGAGUUUCUUUGAGGAGAAUUUGUUGUCUGUUGAUAUAGUUGAGAGAGGGUUAAAAGCUCUUACUGGUGGUUGCUCUAAUCUCCGGAAACUCGUAGUGACCAAUACUAGUGAAUUAGGGUUGUUGAAUGUAGCUGAAGAGUGUUCCAGGUUGCAAGAACUCGAAUUGCACAAGUGUUCUGAUAGUGUUUUGCUUGGCAUUGGUGCGUUUGAGAAUCUGCAGAUCUUGAGAUUGGUUGGGAAUGUCGAUGGUUUGUAUAACUCUUUGGUUUCGGAUAUCGGUUUGAUGAUUUUGGCUCAAGGGUGCAAGAGACUGGUGAAGCUUGAGCUCGUUGGAUGCGAGGGAGGAUUUGAUGGGAUUAAAGAGAUAGGCGAAUGUUGUCAAAUGCUUGAGGAACUCACUGUUUGUGAUCAUAAGAUGGAGUCGGGUUGGCUUGGAGGUCUUCGAUAUUGUGAGAAUCUCAAGACGCUGAAACUCGUGUCUUGUAAAAAGAUUGAUAAUGAUCCAGAUGAGUGCUUGAGUUGUUGUUGUCCUGCUCUCGAGCGAUUACACUUGGAGAAGUGUCAAUUAAGAGAUAAGAAUACGGUAAAGGCUUUGUUUAAGAUGUGUGAAGCAGCGAGAGAGAUUGUUUUCCAAGAUUGUUGGGGAUUGGAUAAUGAUAUAUUCAGCUUGGCAAUGGCUUUCGGGAGAGUGAAGCUUCUGUAUCUAGAAGGAUGCUCAUUGCUAACAACAUCAGGUCUAGAAUCCGUAAUUCUACAUUGGCACGAGCUCGAACAUCUGAAAGUGGUUUCAUGCAAGAACAUAAAAGAUUCAGAAGUCUCUCCUUCGCUGUCAGCUCUGUUCUCAGCCUUAGUAGAAUUGCAGUGGAGACCAGACACCAGAUCCCAUCUCUCUUCAAGCCUUACAGGGACCGGAAUUGGGGGGAAAGGCGGAAAGUUUUUCAAGAAAACAUGAAAAGUUUACUACAUAACACUUUGCAACUCUCUCUUCAAUGUUGUUUUUUUAAAAGUUUCUUAGGUUCUCUUACUUUGUUUCUUCUCGUUGAACUAUGUAGCAAUUACUGUAAAUUCUACUUUUUAUCCAAUUCUCUGUUUGUAUUCAGAGAUUCAUAGCUACGGGAUCACUAUUUUACCUU